GAUUACACGCUGGAUCUUUACUUGAGACAAAUCUGGAAAGAUCCACGGUUGGCGUGGGAGAGCGAUGUGCAAUCAUCACUAACAAUAGGCAUUGACAUGGUGAAAACGAUCUGGACGCCCGACACGUUCUUCCCAAACGAGAAAAAAUCAUUUUUCCACGAGGCCACAUCACACAAUUCGUUUCUUCGGAUCGAUAACCAUGGGAACGUAUUGCGGAGUAUUCGAUUGACCGUAACCGCUAAUUGUCCAAUGAAUUUGCAUACGUUCCCAUUGGACAUUCAGGAAUGCGCUCUGGAAAUUGAGAGUUACGGCUACUCGACUAGGGAUAUCAUUUACCACUGGCACGAUGCCAACGCGGUCACUAUCGACGAGAAUGUCCAUUUAGCUCAUUUCUCUAUUGGCAAUUAUUCACGUCUUUCGGCCUAUUUCACGUUCAAACGGAACCUCGGCUUCUAUCUGAUUCAGAUCUAUUUUCCAUCGUCACUAAUCGUCGUCAUCUCAUGGGUGUCGUUUUGGCUGAACAGAGAAGCAGUUCAAGCUCGAGUUGCCAUUGGUACGAUUUAUUUGUAUGCACUGGAGUAA
This is a messenger RNA of Ostertagia ostertagi, 582 nucleotides long. NCBI's taxonomy places the organism in Eukaryota, Metazoa, Nematoda, Chromadorea, Rhabditida, Trichostrongylidae. The record is from the annotation of a GenBank genome assembly.